CUAUCCUUCAUCGCCGAGACACUCUCCACCGGCGCUGCCGCUUACAUCAUUGGACUUCCUUCCCACAGGACAUUCUGGAAAUCCCCACCAUCAAUGUCAUCUUCCUUCCCCUUCCUUUCCUACUCCCUUGCGGCUGAAAUCGUUGAAUCCGUCGAGAAAUCCCUAGCACCUCAUCCCUGCCGUCGUCUACCUCUACUCUCGCCUCUCCGAGUUCAUCACCCCAAUCUGAACCGUGCGCCACAACCGGUACCGCGCCGCCGAUGCCGCCAUCAUCAAGAAGCUCUUGGACGAGGGCAAAUAUGGGUUGCUGGAGGGAGAGAAUUAAAUCUUGAGAGGGAAAGGCCCUUCGUUGCGGGCGCGCUGGAGGGGUUCAUCGAAAUCGGCAAGGGUUGUCGAUCUUCUUCUUCGACGGAGCUGGAGAAAGAUAGUCCUACGACGAUGAUGGGGUGGGUGGCAAUGAUUUCCCCUUCUUUCCCUAGAGCUGGAAUUCGAUGAUUUUGACAAAUUGAUAGUGACUAUACUUCAUUAGAUUAAGAACAUGGUGAAGCAAGUAAAGGACCGAAAAGGAAUGAGCACAUCAGAAGGCAAUGCAAGCUGCUAAUUUUCCCCAUUGAUCAAUCACUUUCUCUCACAUAUCAGCACGUUCGGACCCAAGCUCAAAUUACGUACCAAUAAAUUGGCUUGCCAGAGCUCAUCUCCAGGAACCCACACAACAACACCGAUGAGAUACCGCCUGAGCUCGGCCGCCUCCGGGAGCCGUGGUCCCAAACUCCAACUCCGACACGAUCCUUGCAAACCUCUCCGCCUGUUCGCAUCUCACCAUGUUGCAAGUCGAUUACAACGACUUGACCGGAGAAAUCCAAUCGAGCUCUGCCAUCUCAUGAACCACGAGCUAUAAAAGGUUAAAUUUUUUAUAAUUUUUAUUUUUGAAUUGCCACAUCACUUAUUUAACGGUCAAUUGUCAGAGUUGACUGUCACGUCAGCUAAAUUUAACGGAAGCUAAUGGAGAGUGACCAAACUUGAACUAUUGAACUAAUCUUAGUGACCACGAAUGGAAUUAAAUAUUUUUAGUGACCAAACAUAAACCUUUUUCGUAAACUCAGUGACCAAACUUGCAAUUAACCCGCACAUAAAGUAUAAUGAUGUCAUUUUGUGUCUAACCUUAAUAGUGUGGAUGAUUUAUGAUUCCUAACAAUAUGAAUAAUCUGUAGAAGUUAUUAGUCUUGACGGGAAUAUUUUUGAUAACAUUACAACGUGGAUAUUUGAAACAAUAGUGUGUAGUUAUGUUGGUAAACCCAUGAAUACUCAUGAUUCAUGAACCCCUUGAUACCAGUCGAAGUUGAGUUGAAUUUUCUCUUCUAAAGCUCAGUUAUUAUAUUACCAUAUAUUUUUGUGGGUACACUCAUUGAGUUGGUUUUGGUUUAGAAAAACUCGAUUCAAUCCCUCUCGUUGUCAUCCCUACAAAGGUCCUUUAAUUUUCUUAAAGGUUCCAUUUGUCGGUUCAUGCAUCGGUAGGUCUGAUCAAUUCAUGACCUUUCUGAUCGGACUCUGACUCAUCAACCUAGCCAUCAACGUCGUUUAUAUACAUUGUAUCACGGGGUGUCCUGGUUCACAUGCAACAUCUGCUCUAUCAUUUGGAAACUGGCUGGCUACAGCUAGCUAGCAAGCUCUUCAUCUGUCUUUGCUCUGCUGCUGGGUCACUCUAGUCCCUAGCUAGCUGUUUGUGUCUCGACGGAACCUUGUUGCUGUUGGCUGUGUCGGUAGGACAUAAAUGGCAUGUGCCUGUUGGUGAAUACGUCCAUGGACAAGAGGCAACCGAUCAAAGAAGGCUAAAUGCGUUAGGGCAGGAGAGAUAGAAGUUUCAAUCGUCAAUAAAAUCCCAUAAAACUUGUGCCCUGCACUUCUCUUACAUGUAAACUGAUGUCCGAAGAACAUAUAUAGUACCACACAAAUAAUGGGUGCUUGAAUUAUACAAAUCUAUCAUUCUUCAACUUAAAUCAGUUGUUAGUUGGGGUUGUCAACUUUAAGAUAAGAGAUUUCUCGGGUGAAAAUUUAAAAAUGACUUUAAUUUCAAGUCAAUUAUGAAUCUUAUAUCGUUUCAUGUCAUGCAUGAAUCAUUUUAUUGCAAUAAUUCAAUUGUUGAGAGAAGGUUAAUUAUAAAUUUUAUAUCACUCUUUACACACCCUCUCAAACGAAAGCCAACUUAUAAGUUUAAUGUCUGAAUCUUCGUAUUAUGACCAUAUAAUCCAUAGUGUCUGCAAAUUAAAUGAAAGUCAUCAUCAUGCUAAAGCUUAACUUCAGCAAUAAUCUAAACUUUAUCUA
Molecule: messenger RNA, 2322 nt
Organism: Linum trigynum
Lineage: Eukaryota; Viridiplantae; Streptophyta; Magnoliopsida; Malpighiales; Linaceae
Source: the annotation of a GenBank genome assembly